AUGUCUUCAAGCGACUCCAGCCCAGGGAACUGGAUUACGGGCAGCUACACAGGCAAUAGCAUUGGCGUCCGUAUCACAAUCGCAACAUUCAUCGGCGUCGCAUGGUACAACGUGAUCGAGCUAGUCGUGCUCAUCUUCCUAACCUUCAAACGCUAUGAAGGCCCCUAUUUCUGGAGUAUGUUGAUAGCCAGCAUUGGAAUUCUGCCGUAUUCCGUUGGCUACCUGCUCAAAUUCUUCGGCCUGACGUCGGUGGCUUGGGUACCCAUCACACUGUUAACAAUCGGCUGGUGGACAAUGGUAACUGGCCAGUCGUUCGUGCUGUAUUCGCGCCUCCACCUGGUGAUCCAAAAUAUGCAGGUGCUUCGUAUGGUGAAAACCAUGAUCAUCACGAAUAUUUUCCUCCUGCACGUGCCCACGACUGUGCUCACGUACGCGGCUAACUUCUCCCGCUCGUCAGCCUCGGUUACGGGGUACGAUGUCAUGGAGAAGUUGCAGUUGACGGGCUUCUGUGUGCAGGAGGUCAUCAUCUCCGGGUUGUACAUGUGGGAGACGAAUCGUAUGCUGCACUUGAAUCAGGACCAUGUUAGUCGCAAGACUAUCUUGCAGUUGCUCGCCGUCAACGUGUCUUGUAUCCUGAUGGAUAUCGCGUUGAUGAUCAUCGAGUUUAGGGAUUACUAUAUCUAUCAAACGACCCUCAAGGCCACGCUGUACAGCAUCAAGCUGAAACUCGAGAUUGCGGUCCUCGGCAAGCUGGUCAAUAUCGCUCACCAGCAUGUGUGGAGACCGUCGUCUUUCAAUACUACCGGUGGGCAGUACCCGUCUUUCAUUGAUCCAAACCAUGCGUUGCAUGAUUUCAGCCAUGCGGAUUCUUUGGCCACCAGCUCAGGAUCCAAGGGCCAUACGUCUGGAACUGAAGCCAUGGACAGCGACGUUAGAUGA
Penicillium vulpinum is the source of this 939-nucleotide messenger RNA. RefSeq lists its product as uncharacterized. NCBI's taxonomy places the organism in Eukaryota, Fungi, Ascomycota, Eurotiomycetes, Eurotiales, Aspergillaceae. Bases 1 to 939 code for a protein of 312 amino acids. The record is from RefSeq and is a predicted model, not a curated record. The transcript has a single exon.